AUGAGUGACGAGCAGGCAGUUAGUGAUGCAAGCAAAAAUGACAUAAAUACAGAUUUAUCCAUUCCAGUAAAGGAGGAGGUUAAAGCUGAGAGAAGGCGCUUAAGUUUCCAAGCGAUGGAUGAUAGCAGUGAAAGUGAGCUCACACCCUCACCAUCCCCUAAAGUCCAGAGGAGGAGGCUAAAGGUGAGCCCUGUUUCAUCCAGCAGUGAGGACAUCAAAACUGAAAGCGCAGACUCCUCUGUUGAAGAUGAAGAGUUCAUUCGCAAACAGAUAAUGGGUAUGGGUGAUGAAGAAGAAAUGUCUGUAUCUGAGGAGGAGAAAGAAAAGAUUUCAGCAAAUAUACAGGCUGUCAAGGAAGUUGAGCUUGACAAUACUUCAGUGACAGCCAAAUCACUGCCUAGAAAAGGUAGCACAGAUAAUGAAGACAGUCCAGCCAGGAAAAAAUCUCUUCCAAAAGCUGACACUGAAACUGCUGAAAAUGUUCCUGAAACAAUGCCCAGGACUACGUUCAAGAAAGCUACUCCAGCCAUGCGACAGAGACAAAGCACUGAUGAAGAGGUAGAGAGCAUCACAGAAUCCCUGUCAAAGGGUUCAUCUAGUGUUCAGGCAUCUAGCUUUACUCCAGGAUCUUCACCGACAUCAGCCUCGUCUCUGGAGGAGGACAGUGAUAGCAGCCCCAUUCACAAGAAAGUCAGUGGGGACAAACACCACCGCAAAGGUAAACACAGGCAGCCAACUCAACCUCUCCCCACCAUUGAGGACUCCUCUGAAGAAGAGCAGAUGAGAGCCCAUGGUCAACCACUGUCUCCACCAGGAGAUGCUUCCUCCACAGAGGAUCUGAGACAGGUUACCGUAAUAGAUGAAAGCCACAGGACAUCUGGCUCUGAGUACUCUGCUAGUAUAGAAUCAGAACCAGAGGUCAAGCGAGCUGUGCAGAGGGGACGUAAACCCUCACCAACAGUCAUACCAUACAAUCCUGAUCCAUUUGAAGAGAAACAAACUGUGACAAAGUCAUUGAAGAGUGCUGAAGAAGCAUAUGAGGAAAUAAUUCAAAAGACAAAAGCUAUUCCAGGAGAAAGCCCUCCUGAUAUUGAGCCACUUUAUGGGGGAAUGGCCAUAGAGGAUUAUCUUUAUGAAUCCUUAGUUGAGGAGCCUGAGAUCAAGAUGAGCGAAUCCCAAGAGGAAGAACCCAAAUUAGAUACUGGCUCUGAAUCUCUCAAAAAGCUCAGGUCUCCAGAGGAGGUUUAUGAGGAGAUGAUGCAGAAAAAGAGAGAACUGAUGAUGAUAGAGCAUGAAUUUCAACAGGCCCAGACUGCCAUGGAAUCUUCCUCAUCAGGAGCUUCAGUCACUGGGUCAAUUGCUGAGACCUGUGUGGUGACCAUACCAACAGACGAGACAUAUUUCACUGGACAAACUGAUAUACCUCCUGCAGACACUGACACUUUGAGUGAAGUGCCAAUGAAGAAAAAGAAACGGCCAGCACCUCCACGUCCUUCUGAACCCCCAAAGCGCCCGGAGGUUACUGUUCAUCCCAGUACUCCAAGUGGAUCUAUAGGUUUUGUUAGGCCUAUGGUUCCCCUAGAUCCUGCACUUAGAAAGGCAUUGUUCCCCAUACCAGACCUCAAGAUUACCCAGUGUUCAUCUGGGGAGGAAGAGGAUGACAGUCUUGCAGAUGAGUAUGGCAUUGGUAUUUCCUCUGACAUUACCCCCAGUGAUGACUCUGACACUAAAGAUGAUCUGUCUAUAAGUCCACCAUUGUCUGAAUCUACUGAGAUGGAGCCUAUCAGUGUGAUCUGUGAAAUCCCAGAGCCCAAACCAAUUCCAACUCCAAUAUCUGCCCCAGAACUAACUACUACACCUUCCCCUGUAUCACCAAUGUCACCGCCAACUUCGCCAGCCACUCCAGAUUCCAGUUUGGCUUCUAAUGCUACGUCUUCAUCAUCAUUCCAGGCUCAAACACCUAUUUCAUCAGAUUCAACUCCACUGUCUACACCAACACCACCAACUUCAUUUAAAGGCCAGUCACCUCCAGAGAUCCCAUUGCCUGCCACAAUUGCAGCAGUACCAUCUGCAGCAUCUUCCACUUCAACCACAGUUAUAGUUACAAUACCAGAUGUAGUUUCUCAUCCAUCUAAAGGUCAAACAACUGUGGUAGUUCAAGAUAAUAUUUCUACAGCUGAAGCCCCAAGCCCAGCCUUAGUGGAGAUGUCUACUGCUGUACCUGUUGUGGUCCAAAUGCCAGACUUAGUUUCAUCUCCAUCUCAAGUUCCUAUUAAGUUUCCAGCUGUGCAGGUUGCAGCACCAAGUCCAGCACUUGUCGUCUCAACUCCACCUAUAGCUCAAGUUACAGCUCCAGCUGUUUCGGCAUCUGCUUUAACUUCAACUAAUGUUAUUCCUACUUCUGUUACUUUGGCCUCUUGCCCCGAGCCAGUCAUAGUUCAGAUGCUUGACCUGGUUUCAACUACAGCUUCAAUUGCCGAACAAACUCCUGUACCAGUUUCAGCAGUCAUGACCACCCCAGCUCAAGCCCAAGCCAAAGUAGUACACUCAGUCCCUGUGCAGUCAGCUCUUCCAUCAGUGAGUCCGGUAGUCGUCCCAGUUCCUGCUCAAACUGCCCAGGUAAUACCGCCAGCUCCAGCAUCAACUACUAUAGUCAAAAAGAAGGUCCCUCCUCCCCCUCCCCCUCGAUCUACUUCAGUAUCACUACCUGACAGUAACACAGAGCAGCCUUCUGCAAAGAAUGUUCAGCAAGUCACCCCGACAACAUUAGCUAUGAGAACCACAGUGGCUAGCCAACCAAUGCAGUCGGUUGUUGUGGAUAUACAGCCAAGAAUGGACAUCGUACCACCAAAUAGUGUAUCUGUACCUCAGGUAGUUACCUCAAAUAGACAGGGGCAUGUAGUAAUCAUAGUGCCCAGUGUGGACAGAAUGUGUUUGCCUGGACAAAACACACAAGACAUAACUGGCACCGCACCAACAGCUUUUACUGCUUCUUCUCCACAUAGUAAUCAAGAAGCCACACGCCCUGCUUCAGAUAUACCCAGCACAGAUAUAUCUUCACUAUCGACUAAGAUGACUGCAGUGCAAGUAGCUUCAGCUCCACCGCUUCCACCUAAACCUGUAGCCGGAACAAAAGCUGUACACACAGUGGAAGUAAAUGGAGAUUCAACUCCACCAUCACCCAAACCAACAGCUUAUCCAAAACCAUCAGCUGCCACUGCAGUGACAAUUGGUACAUCAACUGUAGCACCAGUCUCUGUUACAACAACUGGCCCUAGUCAAACCACAAAGCCUCCUCCACCCAUACCACCUAAACCUAUAUCAAUUCCAGCUGGACUGGUUUUUAGCCACAAGCCAGGAGAGAGUGUCAAGCCACCCCCUCCUCCUGUGGCCCCCAAAGCAGCAACACUGCCCCGGACGAAAGAACCUCCUAGUGCUCUGUCACUUAGCCUGACACGUCCUGUGGAGUCAAAGUUGGGUACAACAUCUCCUAAAUCACCUUUGUCUCCGAGACAUGCCAAAUGUUUACAGACCUAUGUAGUGAUAACUCUUCCAUCCGAGCCUGGCUCACCAACAGAGGCCAUAACAGUCCAGGCACCUGUAAGACGAGGGUCCAUCCCAUCUACAAAAGUGUCUGGGGUACGGACCACGCCGUCAGAGCAGAAAACACCCACUGAGGCAUUCUCAGCACAGGCUGCAGUUAGGAGAGCCUCUGUCCCCACUGUAAGACAUCCACCUCCAAUGCCCGUAACUCCAGUGGGGGUAGCAGAGAAAACGACAACAUCUGAAGUUGUGGUGGCUAAAGUACAAGCCAAGAGAGAAGCUGUGCCCUCUGUAGUGCAAGUACCAGUCUCUGUCACUGACGAUAUUGCCUUUGUAGUGUCAACAGAUCAGGACACCUCCAUUCAGGCACAGACAGUACCUCCUCCAAUUAAGAAACCAUAUGCACAAAUACAGCAAUCAAUGACUCAGCCAUUACCACCACUUAAAACAAUGACUGAGGACAUCACAGCGCCCACAGAGCCAAAGGUUCUUAUUCAGCCAGUUGCAGUCCAAGCCAUGGCAAGAGAACAGUCUACACCAUUUGUUCCUCAACAUCAAAGCAUAUCCACAGCAGUCAUAACACAUCCACCAGAGGGUUUACCCGAAGCAGUGGUUCCUCAGCUCCCCCAGAUAACUGCACCUGUGCAGCCAGAGCCUCUGACUGAAGUUGUUGCUGUACCAGUGCAGCCUGGAGUACUUUUAGAUGCACUGGUCAACCAAGAUAGAUCAGCUGCAGUCCAAUCAACUGUUCUUUAUCCAGAAGAUGCAACACAAAUAGAAAUGCUACUGGAUGAACAGGAUAUACCUACUGAUGUCAUUGUCACAGAGGCUGUUCUGAAAAGACAGUUAGUACCAGAAGUGAGUCAGCAAAUUGCUAUUGAACAGCCACUAACAAUAUAUGAAUCAGUGACACACUCUCAAGAGCAAGAAUUUUUACCUAGCUUUUACAAAACUGAAACAAUUUCUGAACUCUCAUCAGUACCACAAAUGAUUCAGCUGUAUGAAGUUCCACCUAUAGUGACAGAGCAGCUAUCUACACAACAACCUGCUCUUGGAACUGAAGUAGUGACCCUCCCUUCAACGUUUGAACUACCCACAGAGAUUAUUACAACUGACACUGUUGUUAGAAUACCAGAAGUAGCAACAGUAUCGCCACUACCUCAUACAUUACCGAUAGCAGCUGAUGUUGCUCCAAUUCCUCAAGUUGCGGAGUUAAUGCCACUAACUACAGAUGCUAAGAUAAUAAUUCCUCCAACUGCUCAAGUAACACCUGGACCUCUAGUUAUGGAAGUUCAACAAAUGGCAACACACCCAGAUAUACCUUCUGUACCUUGUUUUACUCCACAGGUUUAUGAAGCAAUUAAUCCUUAUGUGAUGCCACAUUCAGUGCCUCCUCUGGAGGUCAUAGCUUUGCAGUCUGGACAUGAGACACCCACAGAGAUUAUAACAAAGGAUGUGGAUGUAAGAAGACCUUCAGUACCAACAUCAGCGAUACAACCACAGACAGUGACUGGGAUGCCAGUUAUUACUGCUGAGGAAACUACUCAUAGGAGGAGGACAUCGAUUUCAUCCAUAGUACAGCCACCAUACACUACAACUGAGAUAUUUUCUUACCCUGCAGAGUAUGACAUACCCAAACAAGUCGUUACAACUGAGGCUUUUGCUGCCACCAGGAGAGAAUCCAUAACCAUGCAGCAAUCAUUACCAUUAGCACAGGGAGCAAACGUACCGGCCGAAAAAGUUGUUCCUAUUGAUGGGUAUCCUGCUCAGGACCCCUACAGGAGAGAGUCAAUUCCCUCAGCAGAAUAUCAUCCGCAGGUAUUGACUUACUCAUCAGAAUAUGACCACCCACUGGAGAUAAUAACAACUGAGGCGUACACCAGGAGAACCUCAAUGCCCACUGUGCAGGACAUUCCACAGGGUAUAUCUGUGGCUCCGGUCACCAUCACUAAAAUUCAGCAAGAAUCUAUUGAGAGCCAAGAGAUUAGGGGACCAGAAAAAGUGGUCUCCAGUAUGAGUCACAUGUAUUCUUCUUCCAUUUCCACCUCAGGCCAGCCUCCUGAAAGCCUGCCAAGCCUUGUCACUCAGGUAGUCACUACUGAGGUCCAGAGGACCACUGUCUCUGUUGUUCACGAACGACUCCCACAGGUUCCUCCACCAAGUGUAGCAAUCACUAUACAGCCAGACAUUGCUAAAGUCCAACCUGUGCCCAAACAGAAUGGUAAAAUAAUCUAUCCUGGUGAUGUUAUUGACUUGCGCACUAUGAAGGCUGGCAUAAAGAUGACUGAGCAAGGCAUGGACCUCACUCCACCUGAGUCAUGUCGACAGUCUUUUUCAAGUGAUUCCAGUGGACGUCAAAUUACAGCAGUACAGCCUGAGAUAGUAAAUCUUAGUGCAGAGAUCACCCCUGCCACCACACUGUCUGUUGUCACUGACAGCAUCACAAUAGUCACAUGCACAGCUACCAUUGCAUCAUACAACAACACUCCAGCAGAGAAACCACUUGAUUUGCAGGGUCCUGUUAUGUCAUUGCCUCUACCUCUCACCACAUACAAACCAUUCGAACCACUAGCACAGAUUGUAUACAGACCUGUGAACUCCCAGCCCAAGGUUAGUGCUGUAGCAUCUACAGCUCAAGACAUACCCAUUAAUCUUUCUUUGGAAGCUCUUGUCUCUUCUGGAGGAAAACAGCCAAUGACUACAGCCCCCACAGUCAUCAGCAACGGUGGUCCUGUCCUCUCUCUUGAGGCCACAGGAGCGAUGGAUCUAUCAAACUACAGACCAGUGAGAGCUAUGGUAGCUUUGUCUGGUACAAGUCCAGGAGUUGUAACCACUGUUGUAGAAGAUGAUGGGACUCCAGUGGACCUUACAGCUGGUAGAAGGAGUGUGUGCUGUGAUGUCAUUUACAAGCUACCAUUUACAGGAAGCUGCAGGACUCAACCUCCAGUUACAACCCAGCCCGACAACCGUUUUGGAUAUAGAGAUGACCACUAUCAGUAUGAGAAUGCUGGAAUGUAUGGUAUCAAAGGAAUGAAUGGUAUAAAAGCAUCAAUGUCUGAGACCAACCUCACAGAGGCCGGACUGUUCCCCUAUGAUCCCAAGAAUGACUAUGACUACCUCAGUGGAUCUUCAGAUGGCGCUAUAGACCUCACUGCUGCUAAAAUUUCUGCUGGUAAAGCACUAGACUACACUAGCAAAGCUGCUGGACUCUACCCUGCGAUGACUACUGCUCCAUUCUCCCAGGUCCCUGCAGCUGGAUUUGGUGUAAAUAGUGUUCUAAGAACCUCAGAUGGAAUAGUUUACUCCUCUGUUGCUGCCCCAGUUCCAUCAACAUAUGCAAUUACAACUCAACCAGGCUCUAUCUUCAGCACUACCUUAACACCUACAUCAAUAGUCCAGAACCAGUCACUGCCACAUCCAUAUGGCUUCAUUCCUACUACAGAUCCAGGACAAAUAAUUCCUUUUGACACUGACCUACCUAAGGAGCUUCUACCCACUGCUUUGGCUGACAUUAUAACUGGCUAUCCUGACAUGUACUCAGACACAACCCUGGAAGCAAUUGCUGCCUCUCUGGAUGCCUUAGCUUCUUCUCCAAUAUUCCCUGGCUUGGACAACACCAAAAUGGCCCAGUAUCAGAUGGAGAGGGAGUUCCUAGAGCUAGAGAAGCUUAAACAGCUAUGUCUUGCAGAGGAGCUGGAGUGGGAAAGGCAGGAAAUACAGCGUUACCGAGAACAAGAGCAGCUUAUGGUGCAAAGAGAGCUCGAGGAACUUCAGGCUCUGAAACAGCAGCUUCUCCUACAACAGGAAGAGGAGCAUCAUGCCCACAUGGUGGCCCAGCAAGAGACCUAUGCUCAGCAGAAAGAGCAGUUGCAGCAAAUCCAACAACUCCAACUGCAACUGCAGCGGCAGUUAGAUGAGCAUUAUGGCACCACUGGUACCACAGGCAACCUACUAGAUGCUAAGUAUGCAGGAGUAGGUGACAGUGGCCAGUACUGGCCUGUCAAAGAUGAAUCUACAGUUCCGUCUGUUGGGACACAUACAGAGGAAGAUCAAAACCAGCUUAAUCUAGUAAACAAGUUUCAAGCUGAUCAAGACAUAGGGAAAAAAAUAAUUGAUAGUGGAGUGCAGACAGAUGAUGAAGACUCAGCAGAGAAGCAGCAUGUGGGCAGGAGAAAGAAGAAUAAGAGAAAUAUUGAUAGCUCAGCUCAAACUGAUGAUGAGGACCAAGAUGAAUGGGAUGCUCCCACAAAAGCUCGACGACGCUCUCGAAAGCAUAGCAGUGAUGGAAAACAUGGCUCCAAAGUCUCUAGUAUUGCUAUCCAGACAGUGGCAGAGAUAUCUGUCCAAACAGACCACUCUGGAACUAUCAAACGACCCAAUGUCCAGAUGGACACAAAGGUAGAGAUCAUUAAGCAUAUAUCAGCUCCAGAGAACUCUCAGAGAGGUGGUAGUCUGAGCUGUCAGACAGACUCAGACAGAAGGCACACACCCAUUGAAUUGGGCUACAGCACACACCUAACAGCAGACGUCCCAUCGAAGUCUAAAGUUUUCUACUCCCAAGUCUCCCCCCUGUCUCCAGAAAAGUCACUUGGAGGGCAGAGAAUGCUGACUGCUGACCCAACCAGAUUUUCCUCUGGCCCUCGGAUAUUGAAGGCUGGUCAGAAGUCUUUGUCUGAUCCAAAAUCCCUUAGUCCUUCCACAGACGACAGGAUGGGUGGAUACUAUGCAGACAGCUAUUCUGGUCGAGGGUCUACCUCCAGUACAGGUAAGAAGGUAAAGCGGACGCUACCAGACCCCCCUCCUGAGGAUGACUCUUUGACGGGACGGUCAGGCUACAGCACCAACUCUGCUCGCCGCCGCCUUGCCCGCAGUACAACAAUGGCACGGGCAAAGAUUCUGCAAGACAUUGACAAGGAGCUUGACCUGGUGGAGAGAGAAUCUUCUAAACUUCGCAAAAAACAGGCUGAGCUAGAUGAAGAGGAAAAGGAGAUUGACGCCAAGCUACGGUAUCUGGAGAUGGGUAUCAACCGCCGUAAGGAGGCCUUGCUGAAGGAGAGAGAAAAGAGAGAGAGAGCUUAUCUCCAGGGGGUGGCGGAGGAAAGAGACUACAUGUCAGACAGUGAGGUUAGCAACAUCAGAGAAGCCAGGGGAGAUGGCCUUGAGAGACCACGGACGGCUCCCCAGUCGGAAUUUGACCAAUUCAUCCCUCCACAGACAGAAGCUGAUUCACAGUACAACACAUUAACUAGUCCCUACUCUCACUAUGCUCAGUAUGUUCCCCAGACCCAAACCACCAGCCACUACACCCAACAGAACCUGUAUCAGCAGCAAUCCCUUUAUCAUCAACAGGUGUCUCCUUACCCAACCCUAUCCCUCUCCCAUGCCCAGAGUCAGCCUAGCAGCUACCAACAUGCUUUGCUUUUGCAGCAGGGAAAGCAGCGACAAACAACCCUGUCAGAUUUAGAGCCUAAAAUCACCACCAACUAUGAGGUGAUACGCAACCAGCCUCUGCUCAUUGUGCCAACCUCAACAGAAAGUGGGUAUGGGGUGGCACACCUUGGGGGCAAGUAUGGCAACUUGGACUUGAGGCUAGGACUAGAGGAGAGGAGCAUGGCCUCUAGUCCCAUGUCUAGUAUUUCUGCUGAUUCUUUUUAUGCUGAUAUUGACCACCAUAAUGCCAGGAACUAUGUGCUGAUAGAAGACAUAGGCGAGCUGACCAAGACUUCAACAGGGCUGAGCAACACUGGCUUGGGUUCUGGAUUCAACCUGCCUGAUAAGGAGUUGUCCAAGGCAGACAGACUACUCAGGGCAGCAGAAGUCAGACGCACAGCAGAGGUGGCAGAAUUUCUAGGCUCAUCCCGACUUCAGGGAUAUGGUAAAGGAGAAGAUGACACAAUGGAGGAACCCUAUGAGCUGAAGCUACUAAAGCAGCAGAUCAAGCAGGAGUUCAGGCGAGGAACUGAGGGACUGGAACACCUAACUGGUCUGGGCCUGCCCCAGUACCUUCCCAGUGAUGGCAGUUUUCGCCACUUCCCUAAAGGAGAGAAAUAUAGCAUUGGCAGGCUCACUCUAGAAAAACAGGCUGCAAAGCAACUCCCAGCAGCUAUGCUUUACCAGAAACAGAUGAAGAACAAGAAAGCUCUAAUAGACCCCAAAGCCAUCACCAAAUUUUCCCCUAUUCAGGAGAGCAGGGACCUUGAACCUGAAUUUGGCAGCUACAUGGGAUCUGGUGCCUCCUCUGUGUCCAGUCUGGCUGCUAGGGCUAGGUUGCUUCAGGAUGAGAUUACAUUUGGGCUGAGAAAGAACUUGUCUGAGCAACAAAAAUAUCUAGGCUCCUCUCUAGGGGCCAACCUAUCUGGUUCUCUUAAUCUUGGGCAGUCCCUUGGACUGGGAUCCACUAUCAGAGCAACUGUCCAGGAUGAUGGCACCUACCCAAGUGGCACUCGUUCCCGCCCCUCGUCUCGCCCCUCAUCUCGCCCUUCUUCUGUUUAUGGCUUGGAUCUAUCUAUCAAGAGAGAUCUAUCCAGUUCCUCACUUAGACUAAAGACAGAGGGAGAGGUCCUGGAUGCAGCAUUUGCCCCUGGAGUAGCCAGAGCAAAGCCUACCAGUUUACCUAUCAGCCAAAGCCGCGGCCGUAUCCCCAUUGUGGCUCAGAACUCUGAGGAGGAAAGCCCUCUGAGCCCAGUGGGGCAGCCUAUGGGUAUGGCUAGAGCUUCAGCUGGUCCUCUCCCUCCCAUUUCUGCUGACUCCAGGGACCAGUUUGGGUCUAGCCAUUCCCUGCCAGAGGUACAGCAACAUAUGAGGGAAGAAUCUCGCACACGUGGCUAUGAUCGAGACAUCGCAUUCAUCAUGGAUGACUUGCAAGGCGCCAUGUCUGACAGCGAAGCACUAAGUGAGUCCAUGCUGGUUUUGAACAGAGAUGAUGCCAGAAUCUUUCAUGAAAGUAUCAGACACGCUGGAGGCCCAAACUGGAAUAUAGAAGCCUACCACUUGAGGAGAGAGGACACAGAUUGGUUUGAUAAGCCAAGAGAAGGCCAUCCUCAAAGUGGAAGCAUGUCAGACAGGAGACAGAUGAAACUGGUCCCUUAUGCCUUCCCUCACACUCGCAUCAAGCUUAAGAGAGACUUGAAGGACACCAGUGUGUCAGGGAAUGGACUUGGGAUCCGUGUGGUAGGUGGAAAGGAGAUUCCAGGGAGCCGUGGAGAGAUUGGAGCUUACAUUGCCAAGGUUAUCCCUGGUGGUGCGGCUGAGCAAACAGGCAAAGUUGUGGAGGGAAUGCAGGUGUUGGAGUGGAACGGGGUCCCUCUAAUGGGAAAGACUUACGAAGAAGUGCAGUGCAUCAUGGGCCAGCCAUGUGCAGAGGCGGAGCUCUGUGUGAGACUCGACCUUAAUAUGCUGUCUGACCCUGAGCACCCACAAGCCCUGGAGCACCAUGUCCAGCUUAAGGCUGUAGGUGGGCAGCGUUCUCCUGGGGUGGAUCCUAAGCAGUUGGCUGCAGAACUGCAGAAGGUGUCCCAGCAGCAGGCUCCUGGUCUGGUAGGGGCAGGUGUUGGACCUGGAGGUUUAGGCGUCCUCUCUGCUUUGGAGCGUUCUGCCCUCCUUCACUCGGGCACCGGAUCAGCAGCUUCCAGUGGGGUGCCAAGCCCUGGUCAGCCUGCAUCCCCUGCCAUAAACAAGAAACAGCGACACAAGCAGGCAGAGAUGAUGAGAGUGCCUCAUCCCAUCACAGGAGAAAUUCAGCUCCAGAUCAACUAUGACAGAAACCUAGGAAAUCUGAUCGUCCAUGUCCUGCAGGCUAGAAACCUGGCCCCGAGGGACAACGACGGCUACUCUGACCCUUUUGUCAAGGUCUACCUUUUACCUGGGCGAGGCCAAGUCAUGGUUGUCCAGAAUGCAAGCGCUGAUAACAAGAGAAGGACCAAGUAUGCCCAGAAGACCAUGAACCCAGAAUGGAACCAGACUGUCAUCUACAAGAACAUUCAUUUAGAGCAGUUAAAGAAAAAGACGCUGGAGGUGACAGUGUGGGACUAUGACAGAUCCUCCUCCAACGACUUUCUUGGAGAAGUGCUGAUUGACUUGUCGAACACUGCCCAGCUUGACAACACUCCUCGCUGGCUGCCUCUGAAGGAGCAGAGUGAAAGCAUUGAACACAGCAGAGCCCAUCACGCAGCUCAAGGCCCUCCGGGGUCUGGAUCAGGUCUGGGACAUGGUCCAGGGCAGGGCCACAUGCCAGGGUCUGGACAGGGGCAUGGAAUGGGACAGGGUCAAGCACCAGGGCAAGGAGAUUUAAGUCAUGAUUCACCUAAAAAUUCUGUAAUCAAGAGCAGAAGCCAUGGAAUCUUCCCUGAUCCAGCCAAAGACAUGCAAAUGAUGCCUUUGGAAAAGUCACACAGCAGCCCGGGCAGCUCCAAGUCUUCCUCGGAUGGGCAGCUGCGCUCCCAUGGCCCCUCCCGAAGCCAAAGCAAGAGCAGCGUCACUCAGGCCCACCUAGAGGAUGCUGGGAUAGCCAUUGCUGCUGCCGAGGCUGCCGUGCAACAAUCCCGCCUGCAACCAAGACCAGGACACCGGCUAGGUGACGUCUCAGGGCCAGUAGUGCUGUCUGCUCCGAGUCUUGUCGGAGACGCCUAUGGAGGUCUGGAUGGGGAAGAAGGGGCGGACACUGGAGUGGACAGUGCCAUUUUUCAAGUGCCACGAAUUGGAAAGACUAUUCCCAACGGCACUGACAAAACUCAACUAGGGACUGCAGAAAAUGAAGGUGGCAAAACACAAGUAAUGGGGGAGAUCAAGGUUGCUCUCAAGAAGGAGGUAAAGACAGAAGGGGACCAACUGGUUUUAGAGAUCCUUCAAUGCAGGAACAUCACUUAUAAGUUCAAAAGCCCGGACCAUCUACCAGACCUGUAUGUGAAGUUGUACGUGGUGAAUGUGGCCACUCAGAAGAGGAUCAUCAAGAAGAAAACGAGAGUUUGUCGACAUGACAGGGAGCCGUCUUUUAAUGAGACCUUCAGAUUCCCACUCAACCCAACUGGACACUCUAUACAGCUUUUCUUGGUGUCUAAUGGAGGGAAGUUCAUGAAGAAGACCUUGAUAGGAGAAGCCUACAUCUGGCUGGACAAGGUGGACAUGAGGAAGAGAGUGGUCAGCUGGCACAAGCUGUUCGUCAGCUCCACUCAGACCAACCCCUGAGCACCACACCAAAACGAUGCAAAUGCAAUAGAUCAGCAAAAGAUGAACGUAGAGUGUGUUGUUCAAGGAUGCAUAAGAGAAAACGAAGGAGAGGAAAUUAGAAAAAAGAUUCAUUUAAUUUAAUUCCUCAGUUUAUAAAUCAUUAGAGGAGGGGAAUCGUGGGCUAACAACAUUUGCAAUUUUAUCAGUCCAACACUGCCGGCACACAUGCCCACCUCCUCCCAUGACGAGUCUCUGCUGACUUUGGACUUUGCUUGUAGGAUGCGAAUGUGCAAACACCAAGGCAGGCACUGACAGAUUCUCAACUGCAAUAUGGCUUUGAGGGCAGUGACAUCUUUUCUAACCACGGUUCCAGUUCCGCAACCCACAGGAGACAUUGCUGUUUUGAUGCUGCGCGACUGAGCUAACAUAUCUAUCAGAGCGGAAGACAGGAAAAAAAAAAAAAAAAAACUCCCAGAAUCAUUAGUGGAAUUGUGUUUCUUCACGAGGGUCAAUGUUGUGAUAUGAUGAUUGUGAUGUGUGUGGACAUCAGUGGUCUUGAAAUGUGAAAUGAUGGAGGAAUGCAUAAUAUUUUUUUGUAUGCUAGUCUUUCGGUUUCAUGUUAAAAAAAAGACGAAAAAUAAACAGCAAAGCCUAUUUAGAACUGAAUCAGACAGUUGACCUUUGCAAUGAGAUGAUUAAAUGUACAGCACUUCUGACUGUAGAUAACCCACAUGCAGAAUACAGAACAUAUCAGAGAAUCGCAUUGUACAGUGUGAUGUUUAUAUAAUAUACAAAGAUAUCAGAUGCAGAAUAUAUCUAAAUACAAUAUACAAUAUAAGAGUUGUUCUCUUGUCACUAGAUUCUAUAUGAGAAGACAGAAAGCAGUCUUUGAUAGAUUGAGGCUGAGGGUGGCGCACUGACAAUCCAGUAAUCUUGGGUGUAGGCAGUCUUAAUAACUAUUAUGUGAAUGUGGACCUAUGUGAGCUCAAGCAUGUUCAGAAUCAUGUUGGAAAGCUCCAUCGGUCUUCUGAUCAUACUGAUGCACCGCUAUAACAAACAGGGCUGUGAUCAAAUCAAAUAAAAUUCAAGGUCAAUGUCAACAUCCAGUGACAGAUUACUAUUUCACUAGCAUGACAUUGUGAGGCAGGUUCGAAUUACAAUAAAAUGAAUGGCAUCUUGGGCUCCGAAGCUCAAAGCACAUGCUGUGUUGAAUGUUUCAAGCCAACUGCAGAGGAUGACGAGAGUCUAUCACAUCUGUGUCAUGUGUGCAGCAUUUUUGCUUUAAGGCUGUUGUAGUGGCUCCGAGUUUGUUAAUAUUUCCUUAUGUGUAGCCCUUCAUGUUAUCACACCGUUGAUAUGGACAUGUAAUUCUCACAAGUCGUGUCAAAACCAUAUGUAGAUCCACAACUGUCAUUACCUCAGUAUGACAGCUCUACUGUCUGUGUGUUAGUAAAGCCCUCCGAUCUGAGUUUUACCCAAAAAUAGUUUCAAACUGAAGAAAAAAAUAUUCUUUCCAGUCAAAUGUCAAGGUUCCUCUGUGUGUCUGGCUGUGCUGUAAAACACUCUACUGUUGUGUGUCAGUGACUCCCGUUACAACACAGUGAGCCAGCCUCUUUCACUGCCUGUGACCAAAACACACACUCAGGCCCGCCGGGGUUCAGUCAUGUUGAUGGUCAGAAGAACACAUGAGGCUGAGUCUCAACAAUAGUGUGAGCAGGUGACCCAUGUGUUCAUCUGUUUUCAUCUUGUAAUGUUUUUUCUGCCAUAUCUCCAGAAUGAAAAAAAAGCAUAACCCUCUGAAAUAUUGUCAGUGUAUUUAGGCAUAUGACAGGGCUGAUGCAACUUCUUAACAUUGGAAGCAACAAACACACUUAGAGCAAGAUGUCAAUCGUCACCUAUAAUAAACCUUUAGCAAAGGAAAAGAAACAAAAAAAGAGAAUAAUAAGGAAGGAAUCAUGGUUGUUUUAUCGAUGUUGAUAAUUAUUUUGCUGUGCCAACCUAGAUUUAUUUUUUAAAUUCUUCUUCUUCUUUUUUUUUUUUAUUCCAAACGCAUUGGUUCUUUUAAAGCAAUUCUAUGCAACAUAUGUGUUUGAAUAAAUUUAUGUUUUUGGAAUUUAACCUUUUAUCUGUGAUCAUAUGAUCGUAAACUAUGUCUUAUAGAAAAUAACUUUGAUUUGUACACCACUGAAAGAAAAUAAUAAAUAUAUUGAUUUUUUACUGAUUUUAAUAUAUAUUGAUGUUAACAUCUGUUAACAGCUACAUGGAGCUUGUGCACUUUAUUAUUAGAUUGUUUAUUUUGUUGUCUCAUUUUAACCAUCACGACAUGCAAGAUCAUGUGUUUUGUGUUUCUGCACUGAAAUGAACUGAGUCAUGGUGUAUGUGGCGGCUGAAAAAAUUGUGAUGUGCAUUUUGUAUCUAUGUGGCAAAAAGAAAAACAUGCAGACACGUUGGGGUUCCCAAACACAAUGCACAAUCUGGGGGGGUAAAUCACCCUUAACUACAUCAUGCUCAUAGUGUACUUAACAGUUUGUGUACACGGUACAGUAAAUAAGACAUAUUAUCUCAAUGCUCAGUCAUGACUGUUUAACCCCUCGUGUUUCAUUAGACUUCCUCCGAGCUUAAAUCUGUUCGUUUAGAUCAGCUGUUGCCUGUAAUCGUGAAUCCAUUCAUUUGUUGUUGUUCUGAGGGGUGUGAAUGUGACUCAAGUUGUUUGACAUGUGUACAUAAAGUGUUUAUUUUCUACAAAGACUGAAUGUUUAUAUUGUCCGAAGUUUGAGCAUGUGAGUGUUGAAAAAAAAAUCACUUAUAACUGUACAGCAAUGCGUGUCUAUAGUUGUAUAAGGGGAGUUGACUGUGUAAUCAAAACAUGUGCUGUCAACCAAUGACUAUCUGUGCAACUACGUCCCGUAAACUGCAGAAACAACACAAAGGGAAAAAAAAUCUAUUCAACUUCAAUAGUUGUCUGAAACUUUAUGUUUUGGAUGUUGCAUGUUUUGUUGAUGGUUUGUCAGUAUAUUUUGCCUAAAGAUUAUGUUUAAAAAGAGAGAGAAUAUGUAUAGAUUUAUCUGUAUGCUGAGUGUAAAGAAAUAUGCUUGUAAAAUUGUCUUGUUUUUCACUCAGUGUAAAAACAAAGCAUAUAAUGUUAUGGUUUUGUGGUUGUACACAGGAUGUGUUGAGAUAUGCAAAUUGUGCUGUAAAAAACCAGCGUUUCCCCUGAGUCUAAAGAAUAAAUAUUAAGAAGAGCUAUAUUGAAAAUUCA
Molecule: messenger RNA, 15967 nt
Organism: Acanthochromis polyacanthus (spiny chromis)
Lineage: Eukaryota; Metazoa; Chordata; Actinopteri; Pomacentridae
Product: protein piccolo-like
Exons: 25
Coding region: 1-12726 (4241 amino acids)
Biological process (GO): presynaptic active zone assembly; protein localization to synapse
Cellular component (GO): axon; glutamatergic synapse; cytoskeleton of presynaptic active zone
Molecular function (GO): protein binding; structural constituent of presynaptic active zone
Source: RefSeq, a predicted model, not a curated record